CUUGGAGAAGAAAGUGUAUCUGUUGAAACGGGAGGUGGAGGCCCUGAGAUCGUCCACAUCUGUGAGCUUCCGAACCAGCCAUUCCACCAGCCCCACUGCCCCUUUGGCUGACAAAUCACAUAAUGUGGAAAAUGUGGGUUUACAGGAGAGGUCAAGGCCAUGCUCUCGAUGUUCCCAGUGUUCCAGUACAGUCAGCAACUCUCCCAAACUGGACAGUCAGUACAAUCUGAAAAGUUUUCUCCCGUCCCCAGCAGUUUCCCGUGAUGCACUUCGCAGGACUUCUCCUAGAUUAUCUCGACAGCCGCCUAAAUUACCUGUUGGUGGAAGUGUGUCAUCUACCAAUGAUGUGGCAGUCUCCACUUGCUCACAAACCAGCAAAAACACCUGUGAACAUGUUCACCUGGACCGCAGGAAGAACUCUCUCCCAGAGAUGACCAGUGAGCCAGACGUUGAGGUGAAAAGGAUCAGUCCCAAGAUAUCCAAGGAAACACAGUGUUGCCUCCCUAUGAGGGGAGACUCCGCCAUAGAGGAACAGUUUAUUGAAACUGUGCGUUUGAAUUCGAAAUUGGCCGAGGAACUGGGAUCUGCUCGAAAAGAAAUUGAAGUUUUGAAAGGACGUCUGAAGGAACUGGAGAUGAACCAGCUUGCAAGAGAAUGCACUCAAGAACAGUACAGGCCUGUCUCUGACUUUGAGGAAACGACUUUCCGAGGAUCACGAGAUGAUUCCCCUGCAAUAGCUCCAGAUCCCUUAUUUAGGUCAAGUAAUGGCAAUAACUGUCAUCGGAGACUGAAAGCUAAUGGGUUUUCUCCUGUGAAAAGCUCUGCAUCUCGAGUUCCUGGCCAGUCAGGCAGUUUGUUGUAUGCAGAACCGCUGUAUGGCUGCAAGUGCAUUGCCUGUGAAGAAGCUAUGGGUGGAGAGAUUCAUGCAGCACUAAGUGCCAGCCUUAAUGAAGAUCUACAGAAAUUUCCCAUCAACUCCAAGGUGCUGGUACAACUGGGAGACCAUGUUGUGACCAACGGAGAGAAGACGGGCCGCAUCCGCUACAUCGGUCACCUUGAUAAAAUUGGACAACCCAACAUGGUUUUUGUUGGUCUGGAGUUGGAUGCCCCAGUGGGACGACAUGAUGGUUUCUUUAACAAAAAGAGGUACUUCUUUUGCCAAAAAGAUCAUGGAAUUUUUCUGCCCCUUCAUGAUAUUAUCUGUAAAGUUCAUUCAAAGGCGGUGAGUUGCAGUGAUGACAGGCAAGAACCACUGACAUCAAAUAUGGAGGAUUUUAUCUCAGGUGUCGAGAUGGCUACUUCCUCACAGGGUAGUGACCUUAGAGAGCAGAUUCUCCUUCAACACUCCAACAUGAACAACGCAGAGCCUCUGAGAAGUGCUGAGGAUCUUGUAUGAUAUCAAUGGUACAGAGGCCUUCAAACUUGACGAAUCCAUCUCAGAUGGAAGAUUUCUACAGUGGAAUUGCUCAUUUGUGUUAUUUUUUGUUGAUUUUAAGCAUGCAGUGGGUAUGGUGAAUCAGAACAUUCAUACUUCCAGAAGGAAGUACAGUGGUCUCCGCCUAAGAACCUUAUCUUUGGAAGAAAGGACAAGUGGGUUCUUAGGUGGAAUUGACGGGGCGCAACUUAACACUUACUCUUUGGCUUCCCUUGUUUAUUCUACGAUGAAAUAAUGACACAUAAGUCACACUGACACCCAAGGGAACAUAAGGUGGUUUGUUUAAAAAAAAUAAAAUCAAACACGUGUUUGUGUGUGCAUGUCUGAGUGAUUUGCAUCGGAAUGGAUGCAAGUGCUGAACCAGAAGCUUCAGAGUGAAACAGCAUCCGUUGCAGCACAGUGUAAGUGAAGGGAGAAAAUGACUUUCGCAAUCCAGGUCUUCCUUGGUCUUCCUCUUACCUUAUACCCUGAUAUCUUUUUAUUGUAUGCUUUACUAGCAAGCUUGAGAGGUGCCAUACGUGUCGGAUGUCCAACCACUUGAUUGUUUGCCACUGAAUGUAUUUGGGGACAAAUGUUGUUCCCACCAUUUCUCUGCACCUGGUGUUUCUUUUAGGAUUUUUACGCAUGCAAAUUACCGAGAAAAAUGUCACAUUGUAUGAGUGGGUUCUUGGGGGACCGGGUUGCUUGGCGGAGAGUUCUUAGGUGGAGACCACUGUUUUUGUGCAACUUCAGCAUUGUGUGAACUAUGAUCAAAUCGGCACUCUCUUUUGUUUCUGAAGAAAACACGGAAGGGACUGCUUGUGUGUUGACAACUCUUUCUGUCCUGCAAUUUGUUAUCUUGAUUCUUCCUAUGCCAAGAUUUAUCAGCAUGCUGUCACAGUAGUGAAAAAAUUUGAGAGAGUUUUUUUAAUUCAAUAAAUGGAACAGAAAGAGUAAAAUAAGAAAAGGUAUCUGUGUAACUUUGUUUCAGUGCGGAGUGAUCAAACAAGACCGUGCAUUAUUGUGCAAAUUUAUUGUAGCAAGAUGGUAACCAAAAGUUCCUAGAUAUUUUGUUUUGAAUGAUGUCCUUCAUCCUGUAAAUUGCCAUGUUUGGAUCUAUGGUAUAAGAAUAUCAUAGUUCUUUGAUAUAUAUUGGAGUUAAAUUUGGAUUAUUUGUGCUUCAUAGAGUGGUUAGGGUGGAAAAAUAUAGAGCUGUGGAAUUGGACAAGAAACUUUUUGUUGCUCUAGGAAAUGCAAAUACCCAGUGCCCAUUAGGGGAUCAGUUCUAUACUACAAACCGAUCUCCCAACUCGCUGCCUCGAAAAACAAAUGUGUUUGUUUUUUAGGCCACGAGUCGGGUGAUCAGUUUGUGCCUUGAGGGUCAUUUUGUGCCCUCAAUCUGGCUAGCCCCGCCAAUCAAACCGAACCGAACCGAUCAUACCAAUGGGCACUUGGUAUAAGGUUACAAAAGUUCCAUCAAGAACCUUUUAGGUUAUGGAUGUUGUUCAUUGUCGUAUUUUUGUUCAUGCAUCGACAUGCAUACACUCUUGAUUGAAUGUACUUUUACACGAUGGUUCACAAACAACUAUAGCAUAACCUUCCAUCCCUAAAAACACCCAAUAAUAUAGCAAAAACACAUAUUUAAGUAAACCCACUCAUGGAUACACCAGAAUACUUGCACACACUCACACACGGACUCUCACUCACACACACACACACACACACACACACACUCACACACACUAAUACACAUAUACACAUACACAUACACUACCGUACGCAUGAACAUAGACUUAUUACACACACACACACACAUCCAUACACAUACACAGACAAUCAAAGAGGUCUUCUUUUCCUUUUAAAAAAAUACCUUUACAACUGAGAUUACUGGCCAGAUUUCUGUAUAGACCUAAUUCCCUGUUGGAUGUGAAUUGAAUACAAAGGUGUGAUAGGUAAGCCCUUUUGAUCACAAUGCUUGUAGUGAUAACAAUACUCAAGACUUUGAACUGAACAAAGUCACAGAUUUAAGUAAUAUUAUGCAAAACUAUAAGGAUAUUGUGCAGAACCAUAUAUAAGGUAAUUUUCGCUGAGCAUUUGUUCAAACAAAACUGCACGGUUUAGUUCAGUAUCUUUCACAAUUCAAUGUACAGUAGUUUUCACCUAAGAUCUCGAUGCUUAGGUGCAUAGAAAAUGCUGGAUCUUAGGCGACAAAACCAAGGGAAGAAUCCAUGGUGACUCAUGUUCAGGCCCACAACCAGUAAAACGGUCUCCCUUCACUCUAAAAUGAACAGACGUUACUCCUGGGAGGGUUUAUGACUUGUGGCAAGUAAAGAGUGGUCAAUCUGUCAUAUUCACUUAUUAUUCUAUGGUGAGUCUUAAGAUCUACACUUAUCCAGUAUCUCCUCUUCUUUUCCUGUCCAAAAUUCAUAGCUUUCCAUCUCUGACCAAUUGCACUAUUGUGUUGUGACCACUUCAAUUAAAAUUCAGUCUGUCUCACAAAUUUGGGAGUAGACAACUGAUGCAAGGGUCAGGGAAGAGUUCCCAGUUUGAUAUGAUCCUGUGUGGAGCAAACUUGUAGUUCUUACCCACCCUGGGUAUAAUGUAAGUUUAGGCGGAGAGCUCAUAUAUAUGCGAAUGUGAAUUCCAUCUGGGGUAAACAUUGUAGCCUACCAUUUCAUAGAGAUUUACAAUGGACGUGAUCACAUUCACUAGAGUGGCUGUUCUGUGACACAAUGGGCAGUUCAAUGAUCUGAUAGCAAAUUUUUACUCUUGACUGACCUUCAGUGCCUGCCCAGAUUUUUGUUCCAUAAAUUAUGAUUUGAAAUGCAGGAUGUUAGCCGAAUGUGGACCGUCAGAGCAGGAUCCUAGGGGUGACAUAUGUGUAGUAAAAAUUCUGUCUUCUUAAAACAGCAGGAUUUUAAGCGAACCGGGAUCGUAAAUGAUGGGAUCUUAGGUGAAGACUACACCAGUAAGGGUGGAGAAUGUCUCCUUUCACAGUUGGACCAUCCAGAUUUUUCUAACAGUAAAAGUUUGCGACAAACUCAGUUCAUGCCAAUCAGGGAAACAAAAAAAAAAUUAUGAUAAUCUUUCAAUAUCACAACUGCCACAAAGCAGUAACAAAGCAAUAAAUGAGACCUUCUAGAUAUGAUUUUGCAAAUAAAGAAGGUAACAGUAUCAAGUGUAAAGGUCGCAACAAAACAGCUCUCCUUGAUAUUUGCAAUGUUAAUAUGUAUAACGUCAACAGCAACUAAUAAUCCUCAUAUGCAGACUUUCGCCAAUUUUCUAAUUUUCUGCGUUAUGAGGGGAAAUGAUGCUGCUUAUGUGACGUCAAAGGUUGCUUUGUACACAUUAUAUCAGAUUCUAGAUAGUAAAAAGCUUGAAGGAAACAGUGGCUCUGGCAAGGCUUCCUCAUAUUCGCCAACAUAUUUUACCAAGUGUCUUUACUGUUUAGAUGUGUUGUUCCGAUGGUGAAAUCGGCUCAGACAUCGCGGGCCUUGGUUAUCAUUUUUUUAAGGGUUUAUUUUUCCUUAACUACACAACCUAUGACUUGCGUGUAGUUCACUGAAAUGUUUUGUCUAGAUGUGCAUAGUCUUAGCUGUUUGAAAAGGCUGGAGAUUUGCCUUCUUUUUGUGUGCUCAUGAAGCUUUUCAUUUUGCCCUUGGAUUUCAUCUGUAUUGUUUAACUUUCUUGAUCUUCAUAUUGUAAUGUUAUCUAAUUAUUUCUGUAGGCUGGCCAUAGAUUUCUCGUCUUUUACAAAAUAUGACCCACACGAUCAAAUGUAUGAUAUGUUAGAGAUCCUUACUAAGCUUCUUCAAUUUCAUAGGGUUCAAUAUAUCGUUGGUGUUGCAAGCAGUCUACUUUAGUCCAUUUUGGUACUUUUUACACUAAAGACAAAAAACUCGUUUUAUUUUUGUUGUCUUGUUCCUAUCAGGAAUAAUGAAAA
This is a messenger RNA of Aplysia californica (California sea hare), 5357 nucleotides long. RefSeq lists its product as uncharacterized. Gene Ontology annotation, biological process: cytoplasmic microtubule organization. Gene Ontology annotation, molecular function: microtubule plus-end binding. The record is from RefSeq and is a predicted model, not a curated record. Gene Ontology annotation, cellular component: nucleus; microtubule plus-end; cytoplasm. Lineage: Eukaryota; Metazoa; Mollusca; Gastropoda; Aplysiida; Aplysiidae.